ACGCGCAGGACAGGUGUGAAUGAACGCGCACCUGAGCCCGUUUGAAUGCGUGAACUUACUGCAAACGGAGUUUAAUCAGGAGUUUAUUAGUCCUUCCGUAGACUUUCAGCUCAUGUUUCGUGACAGAAUCGCAUUUUCAUCUCGCAUACUUACUUUAUUAUGAUGACCAAUAAUCCCUCCAUAUUUAAUAACACAGUUUCAGAUGGAUUAAGAGAAGAAGCGCGUGGGGACAUGACGAGAUGCGUUGAGGAAUAACAGAGCAAUAUCUCGGCAGAAUAAACCAGCAGAAUGACGAAUCUUCUGGCCCUCGUCUGUGUGAUCGGCUUCAGAUUGAUGGUCUGUGUUCACAGUGGGUUUAUCGAGCCGUCUCCGUCUCUUUCCCUGCGCUCGUUCUCUGAUGCACAGACCCGGUUGCCCUGCCGCUUUAGGGCGGAGGCCAAUGAGGACGUGGUGCAGGUGACCUGGUCCAGACAGAAACCAGGAGGAGAACGAGAACAGAUUAUCACCGGACACUUUAUUCAAGGACCCGAAGCGUCUCCUGAUUUUCUGAAUCGUGUUCAGUUCGAGAGCUCCGAACCGACCGUCGACUCCACGCUGUUGAUUCUGAACACAAAGAAAGCUGAUCAGGCCACAUACACCUGCCACAUCUCCACCUUUCCCUCUGGAAGCUUCGAGAGACAAAUCAGUCUGACUGUCUGGAUUUAUCCGAUCUCGUCUCUGGAUCCGGUGAUCCUUGAGGAAGGCCAGUCGUUCCGCGCAGCUGCUUUCUGUCGUGCGGUUGGACACCCUCCGCCGCAUUUGUCAUGGGACACGGACGUUCCUGGGCAGUCUCAGAACCGUACUGGAGAGGAUGGAGUCGUAACCUCGCAGUUUUCCCUUCAUCCACUGCGCAGCAUGAACAAACAGCGCUUGGACUGUCUGGUGUGGCAUCCGGCUCUCGACGGCCCGCACAGAAUCAGCAACAAACUCAUUGUGCACUAUCCUCCUGAUGCAGUGAUCGCUGAUUCUGGUUCCUGGAGAAUCGGACACUCGGGAUCUGAGCUCAGAUGUGUGGUUAAAGGAAACCCGUUGCCUCAAAACAUCACGUGGAGCAGGAAGGCCGGUCGUCUCCCAGCAGGAGUGUUGGUUCAGGAGGACAGACUGGUGUUUGUUCGGCCUCUGAACGUGACGGAUGAAGGAGUGUACAUCUGUCAGACCGCUAACAGCGUGGGAAUCGCUAAAGCCGAGUUUAAAGUGGAGAUCGGAAGUAGGUGUUCAAUCUACUAAAGAUACAAAUGACACAAGA
Messenger RNA from Carassius auratus (goldfish), 1285 nucleotides. Its product is annotated as nectin-4-like. Gene Ontology annotation, biological process: heterophilic cell-cell adhesion; homophilic cell-cell adhesion. The record is from RefSeq and is a predicted model, not a curated record. Bases 289 to 1266 code for a protein of 325 amino acids. NCBI's taxonomy places the organism in Eukaryota, Metazoa, Chordata, Actinopteri, Cypriniformes, Cyprinidae. Gene Ontology annotation, cellular component: adherens junction. The transcript is spliced from 6 exons.